This is a messenger RNA of Branchiostoma floridae (Florida lancelet), 1811 nucleotides long. Its product is annotated as neurogenic locus notch homolog protein 1-like. The transcript is spliced from 12 exons. The record is from RefSeq and is a predicted model, not a curated record. NCBI's taxonomy places the organism in Eukaryota, Metazoa, Chordata, Leptocardii, Amphioxiformes, Branchiostomatidae. Gene Ontology annotation, molecular function: calcium ion binding. The coding region runs from base 1 to 1524 and encodes 507 amino acids. Gene Ontology annotation, biological process: establishment or maintenance of epithelial cell apical/basal polarity; heterophilic cell-cell adhesion. Gene Ontology annotation, cellular component: protein-containing complex; plasma membrane.
AUGGAACUGGAUGUUCAGUGUGCUGACGUCAUUGCUCCAGGUACAGGAGCUACAUGUACCUGUAGGGCUGGAUAUGUGGGAGAUGGACGGAAUGACGGAACUGGAUGUACAGAUAACAACGGAUGUUCAUCGAACCCAUGUGUUACCCUGGCUUCUUGUACUGACGUCCCAGCCCCGGGUGCAGGAGCAAUAUGUACGUGCGGAACGGGGUAUGAGGGAGAUGGUCGUAAAGGUGGAACUGGGUGUUCAGACAUCGACGGUUGUUCACCGAACCCCUGUGUCAGCCGGGCCCGUUGUACAGACGUCAGUGCACCUGGUACAGGAGCCACAUGUACCUGUGGGACCGGAUAUGAGGGAGAUGGUCGUCAAGAUGGAUCUGGAUGUUCAGACAUCGACGGUUGUUCAUCGAACCCCUGUGUCAGCCAAGCCCAUUGUACUGACGUCAUUGCACCAAGUACUGGAUUCACAUGCACCUGUAGGGCUGGAUAUGUAGGGGAUGGACGGAAUGACGGAACUGGAUGUACAGAAACUUACACUUGUUCGCCGAACCUAUGUGUAAGCCUGGCCCGUUGCACUGACGUCCCUGCCCCGGGUACAGGGGCUAUUUGUACCUGUGGGACGGGAUAUGUUGGAGAUGGACUUAAAGACGGGACUGGGUGUUCAGACAUCGACGGCUGUUCAGUUAACCCAUGUGUUGCCCAGGCUUCUUGUGCUGAUGUACCCGCCCCUGGUACAGGAGCUACAUGCACCUGUCCGGAUGGUUAUGGCGGCAAUGGGCGCAGAGACGGAACUGGAUGCACAGACAACGACGGAUGUUCUCCCAGCCCAUGUGUUGCCCAGGCCAUCUGUACUGAUGUCCCAGCACCAGAUGUAGGAGCUACAUGUAACUGUACGGAUGGGUACGUGGGAGAUGGACGCAAAAAUGGAACAGGAUGCACAGACAUCGACGGUUGCUCACCCAGCCCAUGUGUUGCCCAGGCCCGAUGUAUUGACGUCCCAGCCCCGGGUACAGGAGCCAGGUGUCUCUUUACGGAUGGGCUUAAGGGCAACGGCUCUCAAGGAGGAACUAGUUCAACAGUCGACGACGGCGACCAUAGAACUUCUGCCAACCAUAUCCUCAUGCCCGUUGCAGGAAUGAUUGGCCUGGGAGCAGUUUUAGCCCUACUCUUGGUGGUACUUGUUACUGCAGUGGCUGUCAACGUUGUGCUCAAACGAAGACUGGCCAGCGUAAAAUCAAAGCGUGGGGCUAACGGCACAACUAUUCAAAACAGCGCGUUUGACGACACGUACGCAGACACUAGAACAAACCGCCCGAACAACGACGGGACAUACUGUGACGUCAUCGAUGACGACAUCACCAAACGGCGUGGUCCGGCUUAUGGUAUCAGCCAACAUGGAGUCAAUAACACAUCUGAUGUCGGUGGUGGGGAGGGGAUCUAUCAGACCCUGGACCCACGCACACUUGAGAAAGGAAACAAUGAAUAUCAGAAACUUGCAAAAAAACGAGUCUUUCAGCAGUCUUAGACAUGCAUACCAUAAUACAGCAUUAAGGGCCACAUGACAAUAUUUUCGUUAUUGACUGUAUCAGUUUGACUUAGCGAUAUACUACUGUUUUAAGGAUAAUACAAUACAGGCUACAGGCUUACGUAAUAAAACAAAUUAACUUCAUUUUUUUACUAGUAUACUAUUGAUCUGUUGUUCUGGAUAGAUCUAAAGAAGAUUUUAGGACAAAUACUGUAAAUGCAUUUAAGUUCGAGGGGAUUUAAUUUCGCGGUAGGGGGAAAAGGGACUUUUCGCGGUGGUUUUAAUUU